GGGAGGGCUGAAAGCAGCAACUACAGCUGCAGUUACACUAUCUGACAGCUACUGAGCUCAACCUCCUGGGCCUCACUAGCAACGCUGUUUCUCUGCGGAACUAUUCGGCCAUUUUUUCCCUCCCUAAUUCUUGGAGCACUUACUUUCUGCAAGCACUUUUCUUUCCCCAGCUUUGUUCUUCGUUGCACAUCGAGUGUGUUUUCCUGGACGGGCUGUAAGGAAUCGAGUGGGCCAUGGCCUUCCUUGGGAGUGCAGCUCGGCGAGUGGCGUCGGCAGUUCGGCCUCCUCUGUCUCCGUUGUGCCGACUGAGCUCUCGGGCCUACAGCUCAGAGCACACCAAGGAGAAGAAUGUUCCCUAUGAGAAGACACUGAAACAGGAGGGUGGAGCCUCCUCUGGACCCACUAAGCCUUUACCCAGGUCAGCUGAUGCGGUGGUGAUCGGAGGAGGCAGUCUGGGCUGUCAGACCAUCUACCACCUGGCUAAGAUGGGGAUGACCAACGUGGUUCUGCUGGAGAGAGACAGACUAACUGCUGGCACCACCUGGCACACUGCAGGUCUGCUGUGGCAGCUCCGUCCCAGCGAUGUCGAAGUGGAGCUUUUGGCCCACACCAGGAAUGUGAUCAGCAAAGACCUGGAGGAGGAGACGGGUCUCCACACAGGCUGGAUCCAGAACGGAGGAAUCUUCAUCGCUUCCAACAAACAGAGGCUGGACGAGUACAAGCGCCUCAUGUCGCUGGGUAAAGUUUAUGGUAUCGAGUCUCAUGUCCUGUCACCUGCUGAGACCAAGGACCUGUACCCUCUGAUGAACGUAGAUGAUCUGUAUGGAACGCUGUAUGUUCCCACGGAUGGUACCAUGGACCCUGCAGGAACCUGCACCACCCUGACCAGAGCUGCCUCCGCCAGGGGAGCCACGGUGAUCGAGAACUGCCCUGUGACUGGUAUUCAAGUGCGAACAGAUGACCUCGGGGUGAAGAAGGUGAAGGCAGUAGAGACUGCUCAUGGAACCAUAGAGACGCCUUGUGUGGUGAACUGUGCAGGUGUGUGGGCCACCAAACUGGGGGAAAUGGCCGGAGUCAAGGUUCCUCUCGUUGCGAUGCAUCAUGCCUAUGUGGUGACAGAGAGGAUUGAAGGCAUUCAGAACAUGCCAAAUGUCAGGGACCACGAUGCGUCAGUGUACCUUCGACUCCAAGGUGAUGCCCUGUCUGUGGGUGGCUAUGAGCACAACCCCAUCUUCUGGGAUGAGGUGUCUGAUAAGUUUGCCUUCAGCCUGUUUGACCUGGACUGGGAUGUAUUCAUGCAGCAUAUCGAGGGCGCAAUCAACAGAGUUCCUGUUCUGGAGCAAACCGGCAUUAAAUCCACCGUCUGUGGACCAGAAUCAUUCACAGCAGACCAUAAGCCUCUGAUGGGAGAAGCUCCAGAGGUCAGAGGUUACUUCCUGGGCUGCGGCUUCAACAGUGCUGGUAUGAUGCUGGGAGGAGGCUGCGGCAGAGAGCUGGCUCACUGGGUCAUACAUGGCCGCCCCGAAAAGGACAUGUACGGAUACGACAUCAGGCGCUUUCAUAACUCGCUGACAGGCAACAACCGCUGGAUCAGAGAGAGGAGCCACGAGUCGUAUGCUAAAAACUACUCGGUGGUGUUCCCUUUUGAUGAGCCGCUGGCCAGCCGGAACAUGAGGAGGGACCCUUUCCAUCAGGUGCUGACUGAACAAGGCUGUGUGUUCCAGGAGCGACACGGCUGGGAGAGACCUGGCUGGUUCAACAAAGAUGGACCUGCUCCUCUUAAAAACUAUGAUUAUUAUGGGUCUUAUGACAUUAAGAAGAAUGUAAACUACAAAUACAACGAGCUGCUGAACAAAGAGUACACCUUUGGGUUCCCUCCUCAUCAUGAUGUGAUUAAGAGUGAGUGCCUUUCAUGUAGACACAGUGUGGCUGUGUUUGACAUGUCCUACUUUGGAAAGUUCUAUCUCACUGGACCAGAUGCCAAGAAGGCAGCUGAUUGGUUGUUCACAGCUGAUGUCAACAAGAAGCCAGGCUCCACAGUGUAUACCUGCAUGUUGAAUAAAAGAGGAGGAGCAGAGGCCGACCUGACAGUGAGCCGACUGGAGGCUGGUGCUGCCAACCUGCCCCUGGCACCACAAUCCAACGGUGAUGCGUACUACCUGGCCAUCGGAGGCGGUGUAGCAGAACACAACUGGAACCACAUAAGAUCAGUUCUUCAAGACCAAGGCUUCCGCUGCCAGCUGACGGACCACUCUGAGGACAUGGGAAUGAUCAGCAUUCAGGGACCCAAGAGCCGAGAGGUUUUACAAGAGGUUUUGGACACAGACCUGAGUAAUGAAGCUUUCCCCUUCUCUACCCACAAAGUUGUCAAUGCAGCAGGACAUCAGGUCCGAGCCAUGCGUCUGUCUUUCGUUGGAGAGCUCGGAUGGGAGCUGCACAUUCCCAAAGACUCCUGCCUUCCCGUCUACAACGCCGUCAUGGCCGCUGGUGCCAAACACGGCAUCAUCAACUCCGGCUACAGAGCCAUCGACUCGCUCAGCAUAGAGAAAGGGUACAGACAUUGGCACGCCGACCUGCGCCCCGAUGACACACCUUUGGAGGCGGGACUUGCCUUCACCUGCAAACUCAAGAGUUCCAUCCCAUUCCAGGGUCGCGACAAGCUGGAGAAACAGAAGGAGGAAGGACUGAGGAGGCGCAUCGUCUGCUUCACCACCGAUGAAAAAGUUCCGAUGUUUGGUCUGGAGGCCAUUUUCCGCAACGGAGUUCCUGUAGGUCACCUUCGACGUGCUGACUACGGCUUCUUUAUCGACAAAACUAUUGGUUAUGGAUACAUCCGCAACCCUGACGGAGGCGUGGUCAGCGCCAACUUCAUAAAGAGCGGCGAGUUUACCCUGGAAAGGAUGGGAGUGGUAUACAAGGCCAAGGCCCAUCUCAAAUCUCCAUUUGACCCUGAGAAUAAACGCGUCAAGGGCAUCUACGCUUGACAGGGACCACACAUGUAAAAACUGAAUAAAACGCGCUGAUUUGAAAAAAGACAUGCAAGUUGAGGAGAUUUGCUAUGUUUUUUUUUACAUGCAGGCGCAGUUGUGUUUAGUCUUUACAUCUCUCAAAUACAAGCAAAUGUUUAUAUUUUACUCUGCGUGUCAUUUGGUGGGACUGAAAUGAUGAAACCUUGAUGGUCGUUUAAAAUGUAGUUUGUCAUAGAUGGUGUAAAAUCUGCUUCAGAGUGGUUAGAAUCUGGUUUGAAUGAGUAUCAAUGUUGUUUAGUGAAAGAUCCUAUGUGAGUAGUGUCACUAUCGUACUAAUUUAAGAUGUAAACCAGUCUUAUUCUCUCUAAGAAUCACAGGAUUUGUGUUCUUGGUUAAAAUGAAAAAGGUUGUGGUCAAAUAGUCCAAACUCUUUCCUCGACCUUGAUGGAAAAACAUCAUGAGGUCAAGUAAAGAUGUGAAUUCAGAAGGACAUAAGAGAGGUGCUAAGAGAUAGGGAUUGACUGAUUCGGGUUGGUUUUUGUUGGGGUUUUUUGUAAUAGCCACUACCGAUACCAAAAACGAUAUUUGGAAUUGACAUACUGUAAAUGUAAUGUUUUAUCAGCAUGUUAUAGCAGAGAACCUGUCAUUUCAAACUAGACUCAUUGAUUAGGGUGACUAUGACUGAAUAUGUAAAAUAGAAACAGAAGUGAUUAAAUUAAGAUGCUGUUUAUGUGGGAUCAACUGAGAUUGAUCAGCUUGUCUCCUACAGUUACAUCUGCUGAUCUUCUCUAUUUUCUUAGUCUUUCAUUGUAUAUCUUACAGAAUUAUUAAUUAUUGUUUUCCAGACACUGUUUCAGGUUAAUCCUUAGCUGCUUUCUAACUGGGCUGCUAGCCGUUAGCUUAGCCUUAGCCGCUGUGAGAGAAGCUGAUUUCCUGAUUUGUGGCAACAGAUUGUGUUUCUUGUUCAGUGUUUACAGUUUCUGAUUGAGAGACAUUUCUGAGACCACAGAGUGACGACAGACAGAGAGGAGGCUGCAUUAGACCUGAAGUACUGCAUUUGAUUUAUCAUUAAUCAGUCAAUAAAAAUACGGCACCAUGUGAAGGAAGAAUUACUCUUUUCCUUUAAAUAUCUCAAGUAUUUCCUCGCAGCUGUUAGCUGAAGACAUCCAAGGAUAUCAUCCAGGUUGCAUCUGUCAACUACAGUCACCUUAAAUCAAGUCUAGAUCACCUCAGAUGAUCCUACAGGUUGUCACCUUUGACCCCUGUUCCUAUUUGCUUCUCCCAAACUGAGGCUGGGAUCACAUUCAGGGCCUCUCUGUCCUUAAUAUGACCCUGAGAAAGGCAGAAGAAGAUACAUGAGAGAGAGACAACUGCUGUAGGAAAACAUGACUUGGUUAAGAUUAGAUAUUGUUUAGUCUGAUAUUGUUUAGACAAGUUGUCUCCAUAUUGUGCCAUAAUCUAAAUAUGGCGUUCCUCCCAACUCAAUAUAUACCCGAGGUUGAAGAGAAUCCUCAGAACUGAUGCUGCCAGUGUUCACAUCACUGUGUUGGUGGUCAUUUAAUCUAAAAAAUGCCAAAUAUCGGACACAAUAAUCAAUCAGACUGAUAAUCGGUCUAUCCCUGCUAUGAAAGUCCAAAGGGAUGUUGACUUGUAUCUUUCUUGGAUGGUGCGUUGCUUUAAAUAUUGCUGCCAUGUUGCCCCUAUGAGGCAGCAUCAUCUCCUUUAUGAGAUGAGGAGAUAAGAAAUGAAACAUUUUAGCAUUUAUCGUGGGUCUGCUCAUCACAGAUUUAGGAACCUUCUGAACUAAAAGAAAAAAAGACUAUUUGACCACAACCCAACCUUGCCUUCACCUGUCCUGGAUUGAUCAUAAAGACUCAAAUAACUGUUUAUAUUCAAUUUGAAAACAGUUUUAGCAGAAAUAACUAAACUGAACAACCACCUAGAGUCAAAUCUAGCUAAGUCUUAAUGGAUUUUUAAUGUCUUGCUACUAAUUACCUGGACAAAGUCUUAAUCUUCCCAGCAGCUGUAAUAGCAAUGAACUCUUUGGACAGUAUUCAUUCAAAAAUGAUUGUAGAUGUGUGCAGUUGUGGUUCAUGUUGAGUUUGUAACCAAAGGGCUAAAAAAAAAAAAAGUGGUUCUAAAUGCAUGUGUGUUUACUCAAAGUAAAUACCUUAAAUUCUCAAUUAGUGGCCAGGUCCUUUGUGUACUGUAGCUGAAGAGAAAACUACAAACUCCCUCAUAUUAGAGCCAAGCUAUUAAUUCUAAUUUUGUCCUCACAGUGCCCCACAGUAUAUUACAUAAUAUUGUGGCGCUGCGUGUUUCAUCUCUAAUUUAUCCUACGAGACCACAGAGGCUCUGUGUUAGGAAGUGAAAGUAUUCUGAAACUGCUCAGCCGCCCUGCAGGCAGCUGGAGUCAGAUUACACUGACUGAUGUUUGUGCUGAUAAAAUGACUUUUACUUGCUUGUAUGCAAUCUAAAUCGCAGGCAGACAGCUUGAGCGUUUAUUAGAUGGAAAAGGGGAGGGUAAAAAACACCCCGAGGCGCAGAGUACCAGGGGACAAAACAUUUCCUGAAGAAGAAAAGACAGAAGACAACAGUUAUCAGACAGAAGCUGUUCUGGAUGGAACCUCUUGUUUCUCAUCCAUCCCCUUGUUGGCGUCAUGCUCUCCGGGGUUAAUCUGCCGUCGCUGCUGUUUGCAAAUUCACUCAUUUUACUUCACUUAUUUAGCAGAGGCAUUGUUAUUUAAUGAGGCUAUCCAUCAAUUCAAGCAUCGCUAAAAGCUUUGCGUUUUAUCGUACCGUGGUGUUACAUCAGAAUCAGCAUUUUGUGUAUCUGCCUCAACAGUUAAAGGGGUGUAAUUACGUCGCAUUUUUACCUGGAUUACUUUAAUUGUGAAGCAGCAGCAGGAGGCAUCGUGCAACAGUGCAUUAGGAGCCGCUGCAGCCACAUUAAUUAUUAGUUUCGGUUGAAAGUGCCAGUAGAGACAGGACAUUAUUGUAGAAAUCAUGUGAUUAAUAUUGUGGAAAAUUGAAAAUGUAACUGAAGCUGAAUCUGCUGACUUUGUACAGCUUGAGGCCAGGCCUUUACUUGAGAAUUGUUGAAAACUUUUAGUGCCUUUAAAAAAAAAACUGACAUCUGUGUGUUCUGUGACAUCUCAUAUUUGUUUGAAUAAAAAAAAAAUCUUGUGACUUAAACCGCAAAAACAAGAGAAAUCGCCAGUUUAGCACCUUUGAUUUAUGUCUUUAAUGCAGGUGCUGGGAUGUUCAGUAAUAAUUUUCUGAGUUUGACACUUUUUAUAGAAUUAUCAAAAAAUGAUGUUUUCCAUCUUUGCUUACGCUAACUUACACUAAUACGCUUAAGACUGAACAAACACCACAGUUCGUCUGGCACACUGUGAACAGCAGUGGGAAAGAAAAACUAGUGUGUCCAAGUAAAAGCAGCAUUUGUAUGUAUGACUCCUGCUUCCCUCUCGGAUGUUUGCUGCUGCACGUUCAGCACAAAAUGUUUACUUAUGUGGAAUGAUUCAUUGAUUCUGCCCAGAAGGUCAUUAAUCAUUGAAAUGGUUGUUCUCAGGAGUAGCUUAGCUUAAUAACAAGAUUUAUAUGGAAAAUGUGAAACACAUUGAUAAAACACUACUUCUACAAUGUGCCCAGAGGUUUUUUUUUCCUGAUAUAAUUUAUAUAAUUUCAGUUCCUUCCAUAGUCUGACAUGAAUGUUGCUUGGCAAUGAUUCUUAAGCACAAAAAGAUUGAAAAAUUGCUGAUUGUUUGGAUUAUGCAUUUAUUAUUGUUGCUUUAGGAGAAAAUGAAGGCUGUGAUGAUCAAAGCGUAAGGAUUAAUCCAGAAUCAUUUAUUCUGUCCAAAGGAAUUUGUGUAUUAAUAAAUUUCUAUUUACCCUUAAA
This is a messenger RNA of Amphiprion ocellaris (clown anemonefish), 6870 nucleotides long. It is a transcript of the gene sardh, whose product is annotated as sarcosine dehydrogenase. The transcript has 22 exons. The record is from RefSeq and is a predicted model, not a curated record. Bases 234 to 2984 code for a protein of 916 amino acids. NCBI's taxonomy places the organism in Eukaryota, Metazoa, Chordata, Actinopteri, Pomacentridae. Gene Ontology annotation, molecular function: oxidoreductase activity; protein binding. Gene Ontology annotation, cellular component: mitochondrion.